This is a messenger RNA of Mytilus trossulus (common blue mussel), 1031 nucleotides long. RefSeq lists its product as uncharacterized. The record is from RefSeq and is a predicted model, not a curated record. The transcript has 2 exons. The coding region runs from base 29 to 580 and encodes 183 amino acids. Lineage: Eukaryota; Metazoa; Mollusca; Bivalvia; Mytilida; Mytilidae.
GAAUGUGCUCGUUAGAACAUUUUUGGCAAUGGAAGAGAUAACAGCUUUAGAUAAAUAUGAGCAACAAGUAGACCUGAUGAACGAAUGUCGAUCAUUUUACUACAGUCGUCUUCAGAAGACAGAACAUUAUAAAAAAAUCUUUGGGAUUGAACCUACGACAGAGUCGACAGGAACUGCAAAGAAAGAGAAACCUCUGGUUUCUUCAAUGCAGCGUCUUCAAAGAGAAAUAGUUUCCUUACUUGAUCAAGACUUGAUACUCAUGAGACAACUAUUAACACUGAACGAGAAUAUAGAGGAAAUGAAAUCUAGAACAUUUCACGGGUAUAGCAAAGAGUCGUUUGGAAGCAGUACUAGCAUGUUUUAUCUUCAAGGACGAUACCUUUCGGAAAGUGACAGUCAUGAUCCCCUAUCAACUGUCGCAUCUCAAAGUGAAAUGGAACAUAUGUGUCAAGAAUCCGAAACUGUUUUUGAAGAUAUCCAGAAUCUUGUCGACGGCCAUCAAUCAGAUGAUUUCAAAGACAAUACUGUAACACUGAAACAUAUUGUGUCGACAGAUUCUGGAUUUGAUGAAUGCAAAUGAAUCACUUAUGUAAAUCCAUUAGCUACGUUUAUAUAUUUGGGAUACUACAUCACGCACUUAUCCUGUGAACUGUUUCGUGAACUGUUUGAGGACAGUUGACAUUGUGACGUGUAGCUGAGUAUCAGCUUUAUAGUAAAACAGAUGUCUGGCUGAAAUUAAGUGAUUGAACAGCCUGAAAGUUCAACUAUUUUCAUCCAAUAUCUCGCUACAUUAGGAAAUGUUAUGCUACCAUUCAUUGCUCUGAAUUUAAAAAAAAGUAUCAUUAUUUCAAAUGCAAUGUUAAUAUUGAAAUAAUCCGUGUAAUAAAGAUCGUGAGAAUGAUGGAAACGAUUUCUAUCAACAAUUGAUAGUCUGUUUACAAUAACAUUGAGGAUGUUGUGUAUACGAUACCAUUAAUGAAGAACAACAGUAUACACAAGACAGUUAUACAUUUUAGCAUGAAAUACCCUGG